AUGCCGCAUACGAUGUUGACGAAGACAAGUACAUACCCAUACAUCCUCACCACAGUCGCUACGAGAAAGGAAGGCGUCUCACGCGAGGAAUUUCACCGCCAUAACGAAGAAAUUUAUGCGCCACUGCUCAAGAAGGUUGCUGGGAAGGUGCAUCCGCUAUCCUGGACAAGGCACUACCAUGUCGACGAAUCGGAAUGUCCUGUUGGAGUUCCUCGUGUAUUGAUUGGCGACGAUGACGGUAUGGACUGGGAUUGUAUGGGUGUGAUGGCUUUUGAAGAUGAGUUGCACUUGCAGCAAUUCAUUGCGUUUAUGCAUUCGGAUGAUGCAUUGCCGGUGCUGGAAGAAGAGGGGAAAUUCGCCGAGACGACAAAGACCAAGCUGCUGUUCAUGAAGAAGGGCGUUAGUGUACGGGAGAGUUAG
Alternaria postmessia is the source of this 420-nucleotide messenger RNA. RefSeq lists its product as uncharacterized. The coding region runs from base 1 to 420 and encodes 139 amino acids. Lineage: Eukaryota; Fungi; Ascomycota; Dothideomycetes; Pleosporales; Pleosporaceae. The transcript has a single exon. The record is from RefSeq and is a predicted model, not a curated record. Gene Ontology annotation, molecular function: oxidoreductase activity.